AUGCCCGUAAAUGAGGCGGAAACCAUCCGCAUCCUCAUCUCCACUGAUAAUCAUGUUGGUUACAACGAGCGAGACCCCAUCCGUGGAGAUGACAGCUGGAAGAGCUUCCAUGAGAUUAUGUGCUUGGCAAAGGAACGGGAUGUCGAUAUGGUGCUCUUGGCAGGAGAUCUGUUCCAUGAGAACAAGCCGUCGCGCAAAUCCAUGUACCAGGUGAUGCGGUCAAUCCGUAUGAACUGUUUCGGGGAAAAGCCAUGUGAGCUGGAAAUGCUCAGCGAUGCGAGUGAGAACUUCCAGGGAGCUUUCAACCAUGUCAACUAUGAAGACCUGGAUAUGAAUGUGGCAAUUCCAAUUUUCUCCAUCCACGGCAAUCAUGACGAUCCCUCUGGAGAGGGUCACCUGGCUGCAUUGGAUCUACUGCAAGUAUCUGGGCUUCUCAAUUACUAUGGCCGCACUCCAGAGUCGGACAACAUCCAGAUCAAGCCAGUGCUGUUACAGAAGGGUCGGACGAAGCUGGCACUUUAUGGGAUGAGCAAUGUUCGCGAUGAGCGACUGUUUCGCACAUUCCGUGAUGGCAAGGUCAAGUUCUUUCAACCAUCUGUCCAGAAGGACGAUUGGUUCAAUUUGAUGUCCGUCCACCAAAAUCACCAUGCACAUACGGAGACCAGCUACUUACCCGAAAAUUUUCUCCCUGGGUUCCUCGAUCUGGUUGUCUGGGGACACGAGCAUGAGUGCCUGAUUGAUCCUAAGCUCAAUCCUGAGACUAAGUUCCAUGUCAUGCAACCUGGAUCGUCUGUUGCUACAUCUUUAGUGCCUGGCGAGGCCGUGACAAAACAUGUCUCGAUUCUAAGCGUUACAGGCCGAGAGUUUAAGAAUGAGCCUAUUCGGCUGAAGACCGUGCGGCCAUUUGUGAUGCGCGAGAUUGUGAUGUCUGAGGAAAAGGAGGCCCAGAAACUUGCUCGCAAAGAAAACAAUCGGACGGAAGUCACACGGUUCCUUAUGUCCAUUGUGGAAGAGUUGAUUGAAGAAGCCAAUGCUGAAUGGCUUGAGGCGCAAGGCGAACGCAACGAGGACGACGAUGACGAAGAUGCACCUCAGGCUCCUCUUCCUCUCAUCCGCCUACGUGUCGAGACAUCCACGCCGGAAGGAGGGACCUACGACUGUGAAAAUCCACAACGAUUUUCAAACCGGUUUGUGGGCAAGGUAGCCAACGUAAACGACGUGGUGCAAUUUUACCGGAAGAAGAAGACAGCAUCCACUUCGCGCAAGGGUGAUGCGUCGAUUGAUGAAGCUGCUGUCUCUCAUCUGGCAGCUCUUGAUACUGUGAAGGUCGAGCAGCUCGUGCGCGAGUUCCUUUCUUCGCAGUCGUUGAGUAUUCUGCCGCAGAAUUCCUUCGGGGAUGCUGUUGCUCAGUUCAUCGACAAGGACGACAAGCAUGCGAUGGAAAUGUUCGUCAAUGAGUCCCUUGAGAGUCAGGUCAAACACUUGCUCUCCUUGGAUCGCGACGAUGAUGGCAUGGAUGAUCAGGAGCAGGAACAAAGCUCGUUGGUCGCCGCCAUGGAGAAAUACCGUGGUCAAAUGGAGAACAUGUUCUCCAAGGGCGUGAAAAAGCGAACUCGGGGCAAGAAGCGGUUUAAGCCCAAGCCAGACGGCUGGGAUACCGAGUUUGAUGGUGUAUGGGAGGAUCAGCCUGGCGCACUGAUCCAUUCUGACAACGAGGGCGGCGACCCUGCCGAGGAAGAAGCCGGAGAAGACGGCGCAGCCCCAGCUCGUGGUCGUGCAGCAGCCGCGCCUGCUUGUGGCCGUGGCAGGGGUCGUGGUCGGGGUGCCGCAGCCAGUGCGCGUACCACCAAGCCCAAAGCAACUCCCGCACCUACAAAGAGUCGCAAGAAACAGGUCGUUUCGGACGAGGAGUCAGAUGUGAUCAUGCUUGAUGAUGAUGUCGAUGAUGACGAUGAUGACGAUGACGACUCGCAGGCGCUGUUCGUCAAGCAGCCCAAGUCUACUACUGCCAAGUCACGAAAGGCUGCCCCAACGACAACGACCCAGCGUCGUGGGCGAGCUGCUGCUUCGCCAGCUCCGUCUUCAGCUACGCUUGGUGCAAGUAUUUCUCGUCAGGCUCCCGCGCGAGCUAAAACGGCCCAGAGUACGUUGAACUUCUCCGGUUCUCAGGCCAGUGUGCCUCAGUCAUCAAGACCAAGCCGCUCAACGCGUAACAUGAGUGUCCUUAGCGAUGGUAUUGAUGAUGACGAUGACGACGACGAUGCCUUUGAAGAAAUGCCGAGUACUAACUCUCGACGACGAAGGUGA
This is a messenger RNA of Penicillium canescens, 2307 nucleotides long. RefSeq names its product MRX complex nuclease subunit. The transcript is spliced from 2 exons. NCBI's taxonomy places the organism in Eukaryota, Fungi, Ascomycota, Eurotiomycetes, Eurotiales, Aspergillaceae. The record is from RefSeq and is a predicted model, not a curated record. Bases 1 to 2307 code for a protein of 768 amino acids. Gene Ontology annotation, biological process: double-strand break repair via homologous recombination; telomere maintenance; meiotic DNA double-strand break formation. Gene Ontology annotation, molecular function: 3'-5'-DNA exonuclease activity; manganese ion binding; DNA endonuclease activity. Gene Ontology annotation, cellular component: Mre11 complex; nucleus.